GUGAAAUGAUCCAGCACAGUGACACUCUCUUACAAAUUUUGAGACAUUUUAAAAAUUUGAUCCUAUACAAACUGCCCUAAGUUUUUUCCAAAAUCAAAAUAGAGCAUUGGAUUAGCAUUCGGAGUUUUGAGGCCCAAUAUCGUAAAACAAAGUCGUUUCUAAAGCUAGAAAAAGUGUGAACUGAGUGCUCCCCUAGUUAUCCGAUCCUCCCCUAAACCUUCAGCUCUCAUCGCCGCCGCAUCACGUAGCUGAACUCCCGCCGGUCAACACGUCUACCUAACCUUGCUGCCGUCGCUUCAGUUGCUGGAAAUCGUAUACAGAUGGAUGAGGGUUCACAUCACUCGUAAUUUUAAUUUAGCGUUGGAUUGCCGUCGGGUCGUCACUUGUUCGUUUGCAUCUCCUUUAUCACUCCGGGCGGCAGCAGCGGCAAAUUGUUUACUAGUAAAUCUUCGUAGGAAGAAUUACCUGUCUGCUUUAGGUAGGUUUUAUUUUUCGACUGUUGCUUCGGUGCGAGAUUCCUCCCGCGUGAAGACCAUGGGUUCGCAAGCAGCGGCGGAGGUCGAGUGGCCGGCCAACAAAGUAAGAGAUACCUUUGUAAAGUUUUUUGAAGAAAGGAAUCACGUUUACUGGAAAUCAAGUCCUGUGGUUCCUGUCAAUGAUCCCACCCUUCUCUUUGCGAAUGCUGGAAUGAACCAGUUUAAGCCUAUCUUCUUGGGUACUGCUGAUCCUAACACAUCAUUGAGCAAACUGACUCGUGCAUGCAACACUCAAAAGUGCAUUCGCGCUGGUGGGAAGCAUAAUGAUCUCGAUGAUGUUGGCAAAGACACUUAUCAUCAUACCUUCUUUGAGAUGCUUGGUAACUGGUCAUUUGGUGAUUAUUUCAAAGAAGAAGCCAUUGGAUGGGCAUGGGAGCUUCUAACAACGGUUUUUAAGCUACCUACUGAUAGAAUAUAUGCUACUUAUUUUGGUGGUGAUGAAAAACUGGGCCUUCCUGCUGAUAACGAAGCCAGAGAAAUAUGGCUCAAAUAUCUUCCAACCGAAAGAGUUUUGCCUUUUGGUUGUAAAGACAACUUCUGGGAGAUGGGUGACACUGGCCCAUGUGGACCCUGUACUGAAAUACACUUUGAUAGAAUUGGUGGUCGUGAUGCUGCAGAUUUAGUUAACAAUGAUGACCCAACAUUGAUCGAAAUAUGGAAUAAUGUGUUUAUUCAGUUUAACAGGGAAGCUGAUGGAUCCUUGAAACCUCUACCUGCCAAACACGUGGAUACUGGAAUGGGAUUUGAAAGAUUGACUUCAAUUCUUCAGAACAAGCUGAGCAAUUAUGACACUGAUGUCUUUCUACCUAUUUUUGAUGCUAUCCAGAAGUCAACUGGUGCCAGACCAUAUUCUGGCAAAGUGGGGGCAGAUGAUGUGGAUGGAAUUGACAUGGCAUACAGAGUUGUUGCUGAUCACAUCAGAACUCUUUCAUUUGCCAUUGCAGAUGGUUCUUGUCCAGGCAAUGAAGGGCGUGAGUAUGUUUUGCGCCGCAUUCUUCGGCGAGCUGUACGUUAUGGAACAGAAGUAUUGAAAGCACAACAAGGAUUUUUCAAUGGAUUGGUAAAAGUUGUGGUGGAUGUAAUGGGUCAUGUUUUUCCUGAGCUAAAGCAACAAGAGGCGCAUAUCAGGGAGAUUAUAGCAGAAGAGGAAGCAAGCUUUGGGAGGACAUUACUCCAUGGAAUUGAGAAGUUUAAGAAGACUGUUCAAGAUGUCCAGGGAAAGAUAUUUAGUGGACAUGAUGCAUUUCUGUUGUGGGACACUUUUGGAUUUCCAUUGGAUCUAACUCAGUUGAUGGCAGAAGAAAGAGGUUUGACUGUUGAUGUUGAUGGGUUUAAUAUUGCAAUGAAUGAAGCCAGAGAAAGAUCAAGAAACGCCCAGAAUAAGCAAGCUGCUGUUACGAUUGUCAUGGAUGCAGAUGCCACCUCAGCACUCCAUAAGAAAGGGGUUGCUACAACAAAUGACAGUUUCAAAUUUACAUGGUUUAAGGACCAUAAAACUGUGAUAAAAGCCAUUUACACGGGUAGUGAGUAUGUGGAACGUGCUUCUGUUGGUGAUGAUGUUGGUAUAAUUCUUGAAAGCACAAGUUUCUAUGCUGAGCAAGGUGGUCAGAUAUUUGAUACUGGAGUACUUGGAGGCUCAUCUGGAUCAUUUGAAGUUGUGAAUGUUCAAGUUUACGCUGGUUAUGUGAUUCAUCUUGGUAAAAUUAGUGGGAAGUCUGGCACUUUCCAUGUGGGCGAUGAAGUAAUUUGUAAGGUUGACUAUGAAAGGCGUCAGCGCAUUGCUCCCAACCAUACCUGUACACACAUGUUGAAUUUUGCCUUAAGGGAAGUACUUGGAACACAUGUUGACCAGAAAGGAUCAAUUGUUCUUCCUGAAAAACUAAGAUUUGACUUUUCCCAUGGAAAGCCAGUAAAGCCAGAAGAUCUUCGCAAAAUCGAAUCCAUUGUGAAUGAACAAAUUAAAGCCGAACUAGAAGUUUCUGCAAAGGAGGCAAGCCUUGCUGAUGCAAAACGUGUAAACGGAUUACGUGCUGUAUUUGGUGAAGUGUAUCCUGAUCCAGUUAGGAUUGUUGCUAUUGGUCGAAAAGUUGAUGAACUCUUGGCUAAUCCUGAAAAUGAUGAGUGGCAAUCCAUAUCUGCAGAGCUCUGCGGAGGGACGCAUAUUUCAAAUACACGCGAGGCAAAGGCAUUUGCACUUUUAUCUGAAGAGGGAAUUGCAAAGGGGAUUAGGCGAGUUACUGCUGUUACUACAGAAUAUGCUUUUGAGGCUAUCAAAAAAGCAGCUACACUCGAGGAGGAAGUCAAUCAGGCAUCAAAGCUGGAAGGAAGUCUCCUUGAACAGAAAGUAUCAUCUUUGAAUGGUCAAGUAGAGUCUGCAGCUAUUUCAUCAGCAAAGAAGGCUGAUCUAAAGGCAAAAAUCUCCAUCCUACAGAAUCAAGUGAUAAAAAAUAAAAAGAAAAUGGGUGAAGAGAACAUACAGAAAGCUGUUGAAAGUGCGACUAAAGCAGCAGAAGUUGCUUUAUCUGAAGGAAAGGCUUUCUGCAUUUCACAUGUUGAAGUUGGCUCAGACACUGCUGCCAUUCGUGAAGCAGUUGUCAAAGUCAUGGAGCAAAAGGGAAUGGCGGUGAUGGUUUUUAGCACUGAUGAAGUAUCAAAGAAGGCUUUAAUUUGUGCGGGUGUACCAGAAAAAAGUGAUAAAAGUCAGCAUUUGAAGGUGUUGGAGUGGCUCAAGGCGGCACUGCAGCCGCUAGAUGGUAAAGGCGGUGGAGGGAAAGGCGGUCUUGCUCAAGGCCAGGGACCUGAUAUAAAGCAUGUGGAUGAAGCAAUAGAUGUUGCCAAGUCGUUUGCUGCCCUCAAACUCGGCUGAAAAGUAUAACACUUCUCUUCUCGUAUUGUUUUAGUUUUAUGGUUUCCUUAUUUCAAUAUACGAAUCUACAGAAUGGUCUUGAAACUUGAAUCUUCUCUUUCUUUUUCAUAGUUGAAACCAUGUUGGUUUGUGUUAAUAUUUUUCAAAUUAGAAAACCUCUAUUUAUGUGUUUCUUAUAUUGUUAAUUGGUGCUUUUUUUAA
This is a messenger RNA of Lactuca saligna, 3603 nucleotides long. NCBI's taxonomy places the organism in Eukaryota, Viridiplantae, Streptophyta, Magnoliopsida, Asterales, Asteraceae. The record is from the annotation of a GenBank genome assembly.